AUCUACGCACUGAACCCGUACAACGCACGUAAUCAGAUAACAAGAUGGCAGACUCAAAGAAGACCUCCGUGAACGGUUCAGGUACGUACCUCAGCGGGUGACUUGGGCAAUAUCCUUUAAUUGAUUCGCAUCCCAAGGCGAGAAGCCGGACACAGCUACUCCUGGCAACUUCAGCAUGCCAUUGAGGCCUCGUCAUGUUGGGUUGGCUGCGCACUCCUCAAAUGAGGAUACCGGCCCGAGCGUCAAAACGGGCGCAGAUCUGGUCAAGAAGUACGGGGUUCCCCCAGGCGUUCUGGCAGCCGCGUUCCGGGAGCUGACGGAGAGAGGCCAUCCGUUGACACAGGACGAGCUUGAUGCUGUUGCCCGUAAGGCAAGGGAGGAGAGGGAGGCGCGGGAGGCGGAGACGGCGAAGGAGGAAGCGGUGGCCAACGGAGUUGAGUAGAGGAUCCUGAUCGCAUCGGGAGUCGACAAAUGCUCGUAGCGUUGACACAACCCUCAUGACAUGCUACCGCGUUGGGAUGUGUCAAUGUGUCUCUGGAUAGAACUGCAACCUGCGUGUGUUCCCUCGUCUAGAUUCGUCGUUGUAGGUGUUCAUGGUUCUCUGGCUACC
Messenger RNA from Baudoinia panamericana UAMH 10762, 610 nucleotides. RefSeq lists its product as uncharacterized. NCBI's taxonomy places the organism in Eukaryota, Fungi, Ascomycota, Dothideomycetes, Mycosphaerellales, Teratosphaeriaceae. The annotation marks the transcript as partial. The transcript has a single exon. The record is from RefSeq and is a predicted model, not a curated record.